UUGUUUAUUAUUUCGAAGAAAUAAAAAUCGAAUUAUCGAUUGAAAUUAUCAUUUUAUUAUCUGUGACGUUUAUUAGCUAACUAAUUAAAAUAUAAUUUAAAUUGAUAGCACAAAUAGAUAGGUUAAUCAAUUUCAUAGGAGAAUAAUAGUCUAGUCAUUUAUUUUAAUUUCCACUUUAAUAAGAAUAGUCCAUUUCUCAUUGUAAAAGGUUGAGUGUAAUCUUUCACAAGGCCUCUUUGUGUUAAAUUAAAUCUUACAAAUGAUUUAAAGGACUGAGUACUUUAACAUCCGAGUCAAACAUACUCAUAAAGUUUAAUAAUAGUAAUAAUCAAAUUAUUAUAAAUGUAUGUAUGUAUAAGGUAAAAUCAAAAUUUCAGGAACAAGUGUAAUUACGAUUAACAGUUAGACUAUCUUUUUUUUUUUAUUCCGUAAUAGAGUAUUACAUUAUCUCUUCAUCAUAAUGGAUAGUAGCGUAAAAGCUAACGUAAAUGCGUUUAGAACCCGAUCGUUAUCUUUUACGCGAUCGAAAUAGUAUAUAAAAAAGAAAAAAGAAAACAAGGGCUAAAAAGAAGAAAAAAAAAAAAAAAAGAAAAAAUACCACAAUUUUGUAGUCAACGCAAAAAGAUCAUUUGGUCGUCGUCGUUCGUGUAGUAAAUUAUAUACGUAACAUCAUUUUUAUAUCAAACGUCGUCCACACCACCACCACCACCACCAUCACCAGCAUCGUUCGUUUCAUUUUUUGAUAAUCGUUCGUAAUAUUUACCAACAAUGAUUACAACUUUCCUAUUGUACAUCGAAUUAAUCUCUAUUAUCGGUUCUUUACCUUUAUUUAAAACGGAGCAACGGAAGAAUCAAAGUCCAAGUAACCAAUAAAUAAAUUAUUACGAAUGUCACAUGGGAGAAAGUAACGGGAUAACGUUUGCAGACUGCAAUGUGAAAUAAUUUUGCUGUGUUUAUAUUAUACAUGAAUAACAUUGGUCUAUGGGCAACCUUGUGACAAUAUGGACGAUAUGGAAAAAAAGAUCCUACGAUAUGUUUUUUUUGUUAUUUCAAACAUGAAGUUCUAGUUACUAGUUAAAAAUCGAAUCUACUCUGAUCUACUUAUAUAUCCUCUUUCUGGCAUAUACAUACAUAUUAUCUAUUACCUGUGAAUAAUAAUAAUAAUAAUAAUCUCCAAUUAUGACCAAUUUAUUAUUGCAUUCUCUACUUUUGAGUGUUGCGAGUAGCGUUAUGCCUGGUGGAAAUUCGAGCUACGAUAAGGCGAUCGAUACUACGUUGGAAAUCUUAAUACCCUGUAUGGUAAAAAACAGCAAUAAUAAAGUUCUAUUAGCCGGCGAGUAUUCGGAUUUUUUAACGAGUCGUCGACAUUUUUUCGGUGUUACCCCAGUAGCUCUGGUAGGGGAGUCGAAAAAUUCGAUGUUCGAUUUAUUGACCUUGACACAUCAAUCUUUCAUUAUUUACAAAAAAACAUUUCAAGAAUUCGUACGUUUUCUUAACAAGUUACGAUUCUUCGUCGUUAUUAGUUCAUCCCAACCGAUUCUUAAAUUGACGUUAAAAAGGAUAAAGGAUACUACAUGGGCUAAUAACAAUGGAUGUUAUAUCAUGAUAGAUAAAAGAACUGAUAAACGUGGUUGCGUUAACGCCUAUUCGUAUCUUUGGACAGCUUGGCAAUUCGAUCUUUUACGUUCGAUUUUUAUUUGUGUCGAUCCUAACGAAGGUGUUUUACUUUAUUCUUACGAUCCUUACACGGCACAAGUGGCAUGGGAUUGGAUCGAAGCUGGACGAUUUUCUGGACGUAAUGGACACCCUUGGCUUUUACUUAAAAAAAAAUAUGACAAAGAAUCGACAACUUGUCAAUUUAAAAAAAUCAAGAAAACCUCGGCUCUUUAUGGCUACGAAGUUAAACUGUGUGGAAUAUACGCACCACCGCAUUUAAUCAUAAAUGAUAAUAUUACAGGACUAGAUCAAUUUGAUGGAGACCAUCCUAUGAUAAUUAAAACAAUUUUACAUAAACUUAACGCUACUAUUAAUAUUACCAUCAAACCAAUGCUGUUUGGUGGAAUCAAUAAGUAUGGAAGAAUGACCGGUUUAUUGGGUGAAAUUGCCAGUGGUAGUUACGAUAUGGCAGUGAAUUCAAGAAGUUUCACCAUGAUGUGGCAUCUUAGUUACACAUACCCAUACGAUGAAUCGAGUAUUUGUGCAAUGUCUCAAUCAAGUAAAGAAAUUUCCGAGCUAAGAAAAUUAAUGGCCUUUUUAACAACACCCUUUAUGAUAAUCUCGAUGAUAUUAUGCGUGAUAACCUUGCUGAUAAUUAUGAAAUUCGAUGGAUUCUUUGAAGCCUGUUUAAACAUAGAACGUUUGGUAGUUUGCGUUGCUAUGCUACGUUUGCCUAAUAUCAAUUCUUAUAGAAUUUAUAUUUGCAUGAUAUUUUUACUCUCGUUAACAGCCAAUGCUGUUUUUCAAAGCCAUUGGUAUUCUUUAUUGACUAUGCCACAGUUUUAUGCAAACAUUGACACCUACAAUGAUCUUAAGGAUUCUGGAAAUGAUAUUUAUGGGACAAUAAGUUUUAAAGAUAUGAUCGGUGAAGAAUUGGAAUCUCGUUACCACGAAACGUCUUACGAGGAUUGUACAAACAUUGUUAAAAAUUCUAGCAACGUUGUAUGCGUUUCCUAUUGUAACGACAUACUGCAGAGAACGUUAAAAGAGAAAGACUUACACACUUCGAAAUAUAAGAUAAGAGAAUUCGUAUCGACCUUUAUUGCCAGAGAAAAUUGGCCGAUCUUCGAAACGUUCAGCAAGAAUUUGCAAAAGUUAGUAGAAUCUGGUCUAGUUUCUUUGUGGAAGAAUAAAGCUACAGCACAUUUGAACCGAGAAAUGCAAUUGAGAGUUUUGAACAUGACCGGAUUUAAAGUCCUCAAAUUUCAACACCUCGACUUUAGUUUUUAUAUACUUAUAAUAGGAAAUUCAUGCGCCAUAAUGGUUUUCGCCAUGGAGUUGAUAAUUCAUCGACAUCGCGUUAAAAUAAAAAGGAUAAUUAAAAAGAAAUUAAAUCGUGCUAAUCGUUUGAAAUAAAUGAAUUAAAAUAUUAUCUGGCGUUCUAUCAGCUGGUUCUUUUUCUGUUUUUUUUUUUAUUUAUGACGUUCUAUAAA
Messenger RNA from Polistes canadensis, 3149 nucleotides. RefSeq lists its product as uncharacterized. Lineage: Eukaryota; Metazoa; Arthropoda; Insecta; Hymenoptera; Vespidae. The record is from RefSeq and is a predicted model, not a curated record.